AUGACGGAGAUGGACGCCGCGGAGGCCGACGCCGCGUUCGCGGAGUGUUGCGACUUGGUGCGAGAGAUGACGAAGAUAUACGGCGCGGACGAGGACGCACAACGCGUGCGAGAUCUGGAUGCGGCGAUGGAACGGGCACAAAAUCAACACGACGCGCACGAGCGAGAGAUGGAGAGCGCGAUCAGGGAGUUAGCGCGAAGAUGCAAGGUGGCGGAGAGGAAAGCGACGUUACCGCAUAACGCUCAACACGCUCGAGAGCGAUUGUUACGAUUAGAGGCGGAGAAGAGAGCGGCGGGGGAGCGCCUGAACGCGUUGGAACGCGAGGCGCGCGCGAUUGAACUCGAACGAGAGGAACUCGGACGAAGGCGAGACGAGAUCAAGUCGAAGAAGCAAAGGAUGGACGUCGUCGUGAACGAAGAGAUACCGGCGACAAAGCGAGAGGUGAGCCUGUACGCACACAUAUCGAACAUCGCGUGGCACUACGAGGAGCGCAACCGCGUCGUCGGGCGCGUCAACGCGCGGGCGAGUCGAGACGUGCGAUCGAUCGACAUGCCUCUGAGACCAGGGAACGAGUUCCGCGUCGCCAACGCGCUUUGGGAGAUGAUGGACUGA
This is a messenger RNA of Ostreococcus tauri, 612 nucleotides long. RefSeq names its product unnamed product. The record is from RefSeq and is a predicted model, not a curated record. The coding region runs from base 1 to 612 and encodes 203 amino acids. NCBI's taxonomy places the organism in Eukaryota, Viridiplantae, Chlorophyta, Mamiellophyceae, Mamiellales, Bathycoccaceae. The transcript has a single exon.